CAGUCUAUACUCUUUGGUAUCUAGCAUCGCUUUUCUGCAAUUUGACGUUCGCGAAGCUUUAUUUCGCGGCGUUUUGUUUUUCGGUAAAAAAUAGCGUUGUUCAAAAGAAUACCCUUCCAAAAUGGCAUACAAGGGACCACCGAAAGUACAGAAGGUGAUGGUACAGCCCAUUAACCUUAUAUUUAGGUAUUUACAAAAUAGAAGUCGAGUGCAAAUUUGGCUAUAUGAAAACGUGAACCUACGAAUUGAGGGACACAUCGUGGGAUUUGACGAAUAUAUGAAUAUUGUUUUGGACGAGGCGGAAGAAGUUCACAUGAAGACUAAGAACAGGAAACAAAUAGGCCGUAUAAUGAUGAAGGGCGACAAUAUAACGUUGAUACAAAACGUCAACCCGAACGCGUCGGUCUGAUAGGUUAUAAAAGUUAAGUGAAGUCAUUCCCAUGGAAAUAAACAUUUACAAGUGUGUCGGUCGCAUAUUGUAUAAGUGGACGAAACUGGUUUAUUAAAUGUAAGGUUUAUAA
Messenger RNA from Manduca sexta (tobacco hornworm), 521 nucleotides. RefSeq names its product probable small nuclear ribonucleoprotein E. NCBI's taxonomy places the organism in Eukaryota, Metazoa, Arthropoda, Insecta, Lepidoptera, Sphingidae. The transcript has a single exon. Gene Ontology annotation, molecular function: RNA binding. Bases 122 to 409 code for a protein of 95 amino acids. Gene Ontology annotation, cellular component: precatalytic spliceosome; U1 snRNP; U4 snRNP. Gene Ontology annotation, biological process: spliceosomal snRNP assembly; mRNA splicing, via spliceosome. The record is from RefSeq and is a predicted model, not a curated record.